This is a messenger RNA of Rhodamnia argentea, 1286 nucleotides long. Its product is annotated as nuclear transcription factor Y subunit C-3-like. The transcript is spliced from 3 exons. Gene Ontology annotation, cellular component: nucleus. NCBI's taxonomy places the organism in Eukaryota, Viridiplantae, Streptophyta, Magnoliopsida, Myrtales, Myrtaceae. Gene Ontology annotation, molecular function: protein heterodimerization activity; DNA binding; DNA-binding transcription activator activity, RNA polymerase II-specific. Bases 266 to 1027 code for a protein of 253 amino acids. Gene Ontology annotation, biological process: regulation of DNA-templated transcription. The record is from RefSeq and is a predicted model, not a curated record.
AAACCAGACAUCAAUCAUUACCAACAUAAGAAACACCAAAAGUCCAAAGAUCAGAUCUUGCCCCUGUGUACGGCACAAAUCACCCCUCGUCAAAAAAGCCUUCGUUUUACGCACUUUUUCCUUCGCACGCAGAAGGAGGAGAAGAACAUCAUAUCAGAUCCAAAAGCUUCUCUGACGUAUUUGCCUUUUUCUUUCUUUUUUCGUGCGGCUUGCUCCUUUUCGACAGCCUCGAGUUUGCACGUAAAGAAGUUGUGCUUGAAUCAAGAUGGAUCAGCAAGGACACGGUCAACCUCCACCAAUUGGGGUUGUUCCUGGCUCAGCUCAAUUGCCAUAUGGCACGAUGUCUUAUCAGCCAGGCCAGAUGAUGGGCCCUUCGAGUUACGCGCCCAUUCAGCCGACUAGUCAGCCUCAGCCACCGGGAUCCCAGCUAGCACAUAACCAACUGGCCUAUCAGCAAAUUCACCAGCAGCAGCAGCAGCAACUGCAGCAACAGCUCCAGUCUUUCUGGGCAAACCAGUAUCAAGAAAUCGACAGGGUCACUGACUUCAAGAACCACAGCCUCCCGUUGGCCAGGAUCAAGAAGAUCAUGAAGGCUGAUGAGGAUGUGAGGAUGAUCUCGGCCGAGGCGCCGAUCGUGUUUGCUAGGGCCUGUGAGAUGUUCAUCCUGGAACUGACACUGCGCUCCUGGAACCACACUGAGGAGAACAAGAGGCGGACGCUCCAGAAGAACGAUAUCGCAGCGGCAAUCACCCGGACCGAUGUCUUUGACUUUUUGGUGGAUAUUGUUCCUAGGGAGGAGCUGAAGGAGGAAGUGCUUGGGGCAGUUCCAGGAGGAGGGCUGCCUGCCAGCGGUCCCAUGGAUGGGCUACCGUAUUGCUAUGUUCCGUCACAGCAGGUGUGUCAGGCCGGGCCUCCGGGGAUGUUUGUUGGUAAGGGUGUGGUUGAUCCCGCCAUGUACCCGUACAUGGCUCAACAAAUGUGCCCGGAGACCUCAGAGCAACAGCAAUCUCCCUCAGAUCAUCAGUAGCUAUGAUAUGGAGUAGAGGAGAAAAUAUUCUCCGCAUUUAGGACAUUUGGUAUCCGAAGAAUGGAAUGACUGGCCUUCUGAUUUGAUAACAUGAUUUUGACUGGAGAAGAGUGAAGAUUACGCAUAAUAUGAUUGACAUCAGUAGCUGACCUUGAUUUAGCCUAUGUUUCAUUGCUGAUCUUGAUUUAGCCUAUGUUUCAUUCUCAAUUUUCCCUGUUUUAGUUACCUGAAGAUACAAAACAGUGGUCAUUUUGGUAUC